UGGAGACGUGACGAUCCGCAACCGCUCUGAAAGUCCACCCAUAUUGUGAACAUCAUAUUAUUUUUCUUGGAGCAACAAGUAAUACAACAAGACUCCAUCUUUUCUAGUAUCUCUCAUGAGAAUGAACGGCCGGAGACUAGAGUUCUGGACCCUUGUGUCACGACUGCCUCGUUUGCGUUUACCCUCGACACAUAUUUUUACAUUGUCCGGAUAACACUCCAGGCAUCAAAGCCAAAAGUGCUCUGCGUAUGAACCAAUCUGCCAUUUUCUCAGAACCAAUCAUGUUGAUGUCGGUCAGCCAUGUCAUUGCAGAGUUUAUCCCGCCGGGAAAAAGGCGUCCUAUAUCCCAUCUGAAUCAGCUCGCCAUUACCAAUUUCUGUAAGCCCUUUAUAAAUCUACCUUUAUCCUUUGAUUGCGAGAGUAUAAGAAUCGUGUUUUUUUUAACGGAUGGGAUUCAGGAAAUCAACCGUGUACUUUCGGAAACCUACACCCAUGCACAUGCACAAAGCACACCCAAUUUCGUCAUUAUAGAUUCUCUAGAAACGAUUUAUGCAAAAGCCACUGCCACUUAUCCUGGAACCGCGGGAUUGAACACUCCGUUCCUCGACACCAGCCCAGAAGAACUUGUAAAGAUUCUGCGCACCCUCUGUGCUCAAGGCUCUGAUGUCAAUUUUACGCAAUUCAUCCUUUUGAAUCACGAGACAGAGGGUAAAGAUUGGGUAUACUUAUAUCACAGUGGAGAUGCAGAGAUUGAGGAAGAGAAUGUUACGGCGAGGGGGACUAAAGUUGGUUUGGAGGUUGUUGAGGAAACUAUGAUGUUGGUGGAUUCGGCGCAUCCUGGGUUUGAGGCUAUUGAGAAGGAUACGCAGGAUUGUGAGGGGGGCGUUUAUGAUAGAUGGAAGGAGGGGGUGAAUGAUGGUGGAACCAGGAUACAAGAAGCUUUUUUGUAG
Molecule: messenger RNA, 950 nt
Organism: Aureobasidium subglaciale EXF-2481
Lineage: Eukaryota; Fungi; Ascomycota; Dothideomycetes; Dothideales; Saccotheciaceae
Exons: 1
Coding region: 249-950 (233 amino acids)
Source: RefSeq, a predicted model, not a curated record